Messenger RNA from Tripterygium wilfordii, 1533 nucleotides. RefSeq lists its product as uncharacterized. The coding region runs from base 88 to 999 and encodes 303 amino acids. The record is from RefSeq and is a predicted model, not a curated record. The transcript is spliced from 3 exons. Gene Ontology annotation, cellular component: nucleus. NCBI's taxonomy places the organism in Eukaryota, Viridiplantae, Streptophyta, Magnoliopsida, Celastrales, Celastraceae. Gene Ontology annotation, molecular function: polyubiquitin modification-dependent protein binding.
GAUGGUGAGCUUAUUGGAGCUGCUCCUCUCGCUCCUUCUCGUCUCUCUCUUUCUAAACCCUAAACUCCUCCUCUGUCUCUCUCUCACAUGGAGCACCAGUUGCAGAAAAUUGCAAUAUCUGGACCGACUCUAACAUCGUUGCUUCAACGGUUUAGCGCAUCACCAGCGGAUAUCGACGGCUUGCUCUUUGGCCGCGUGACUCUCGUAACCCCUACCCUCACCGACGACUCUGCCUCCGCUUCCUCCGAUCAUCCUCACCUCAUCGCAACCAUCACUUCUUUCCUCUCAUUUAAUUCCGCUCUAUCCUUUUACGAUCCGCUCGGCAACCUCCGCCUUGGACCUAAUCAAUACCAAAACCUCCUCGGCUGGUUCUCCGCGCGCCGCAGAUCCGCUCUCCGUCCGUCCAUGCGCGAACUCUCCGUAUCCUCCUCGCUAUCGAAAUCCUCCAAUUACAACAGCGCAGCGUCCGCCAACGACAUCAACACAAGUUAUGGUAAUUUCUCGCCGUGUAUUUUCCUUUUGGUUGCUACGCCGGUUCAAGAGUCAUUAAUUCAUACGCACGAUUACCGCGCGUACCAGUUCGUGGCGUCGACGUCGUUCGAGGCGAAAUCCGUGGAAGUGGUGAAUAUUGGGCCUGCGUUCCGGGGGCAUUACGGAAAUUUCAGUCCUACCUCUCCGUUGCCAGUGCUAAGCUGUGAAAUGAGGGGAUCUUCGAUGAUGAUGACUGAGGAGGAGAGCUCGAGGGAGUCAAAGGAGGCGACGAGGGACCAGAGGCAGCUGAAUAAGUGUGCGGAGGGUUUUGAAGUCCGGAGAUUGAGGCAGUUGCUCGGAUCUGAAUCUACGAGUUACACGGCCGGAUUGGAAGAUAUGUACGAGAAGAUGUUGGCCAAGAUCGAAAGCUUGGCAAGGCAGGUCGAGACUAGCUCAGCCAAAGUUCUUGAGCAGGAAAAUCUCAACAGGAAGUUGAGGUAUAAAGUCAUCAGGGCAGGACUAGAAUGAUUGGUGUUUCUGCCCUCAUGUCAGUUCCUCUUCUUUCUUCAGGAUUCUUUUGAGAACCGGGAAGUGCUUGUAGCACGGACAUUGAGUAUCCGAUUUGCAUGAAGCUUGGCUUGGAUUGGCGCUUCAUUCAAUUGGAUUUUUUUUUGAGGACUCUGAGACGGUGGUGGCUCAGUGCUGCCUCAAUUUAGGUGAAUGUGUACAGGCCACGUUGUCAUGUAAGUAAGGUUUGUCCGCUCUGUUAUGAAAAUGAAAGUAUCAUCACUGUCAUGUCCUAUUGUGCUUUUACGUUUCCUCUUAAAUUGUGCUGAUACCAACUCCGUUCGAGUGUUAUGGCGGACAGCACAGACUAGAAUGUGGAUUCUAGUUCUGAAAUUGUGGGAUUUGGAAAAGGGAUGUUCGCCAAUGAUGUCCUGUUUCUAUUCUGACUGUAUUAAUUCAACUGCUCUCUUCUUGCAUGAACAUAAUGAUAUUUAUGUAUAAGCAUGAUGGACACAAUACUAUUUGAUUAAGUCGUCUUUGAGUUUUGGUGUACCA